Molecule: messenger RNA, 417 nt
Organism: Conger conger (European conger)
Lineage: Eukaryota; Metazoa; Chordata; Actinopteri; Anguilliformes; Congridae
Product: bilirubin-inducible fluorescent protein UnaG-like
Exons: 4
Coding region: 1-417 (138 amino acids)
Biological process (GO): fatty acid transport
Cellular component (GO): nucleus; cytosol
Molecular function (GO): fatty acid binding
Source: RefSeq, a predicted model, not a curated record
AUGGUUGAAAAAUUUGUUGGCACCUGGAAGAUUGAAGAAAGCAAGAAUUUUGGCAAUUACCUGAAAGCUAUUGGAGCUCCUCAGCCAUUAAGCGAUGGUGGAGAUAAGACGUCACCGACGUUAUACAUCAGCCAGAAGGACGGAGACAAAAUGAACGUGGUGAUAGAGAACGGGUCUCCCACGUUUCUCAACACUGAGGUGAAGUUCACACUGGGGGAGGAGUUUGACGAGAUCCCUUCUGAUGGCAGGACAGACGUACGAUCUGUCGUGACCUUUGAAGAAGGCAAGCUGGUGUACCUGCAGAAGUGGGGCGGUGGCAAGGAGACCACGUCGGUGCGAGACAUCGUAGGCGACAAGCUGGUCGUGACACUUACGUCUGGAGACGUAGUAGCAGUGCGCAAGUACCACAAGGCAUGA